Messenger RNA from Homalodisca vitripennis (glassy-winged sharpshooter), 760 nucleotides. RefSeq lists its product as uncharacterized. The coding region runs from base 66 to 677 and encodes 203 amino acids. NCBI's taxonomy places the organism in Eukaryota, Metazoa, Arthropoda, Insecta, Hemiptera, Cicadellidae. The transcript is spliced from 6 exons. The record is from RefSeq and is a predicted model, not a curated record.
AGUUUAGCGACUAUGUCUGUGUAGGAUCUUUACUGGAACGAUCUAUUUCACCUCCCAUUCCAGCCAUGCUAACCCUCUACGUUUCAAUCUUCUUGCUGCUUCCCUGGACAGUCUUAUCGGAGUCACAGCUUCCGGUUGCGAAAUGUCAGUAUCCUCUUCCUAGUUCUCCGGGCCUCAACAUAUCAGCGGUGGUCGGAGAUACAUUUAAGUACAUCUACACACCCAAUUCAAUGUUGUUCAAGGCCGUGGACAGUAUCACCAUGAUGAUUAAGAGGGUUCCAAAUAUGGAUAACGUAUACUCAGAGAUCUUAAAGGCUCGAUCAGUAUUUGGGACACAAACAAAGAUGAACUUCAACGUCACAGACUUGGGAAAUGGAAUUCUAAAAAAGAUAACAAAAGCGGGAGAAAAGUCCUACCUUGCAUCCAUCGUUGGUAUGAAAGGCGACAUUUGUUUGUUGUACGUGUGCAGCGAUCAAGGAGAAGACAAAGGAGAUGAUCUGCGAUAUGUGAUAGCACGGCCUUGGGUAGACCCUGCCAUGGUGAAACACCCGGAUGUACUGUUCCGGUCAAUCAACCUCAAGUACAAUUUUAGGGGAAAGUUCCGGAAACUGCCCCAGAGGUGGUUAAGUAAACUGCUGUCCAAGAAGAAAACGGAGCCAUCUGUUACUUCAGUUUGAGCAAAAACAAUUUGUUGACACAUUUCAAUGUGUUUUUAAUUGAAUAACUCAGGAAAUAACUUUGAAAUAUAUCUUUUGCUACA